Oncorhynchus masou masou (cherry salmon) is the source of this 6651-nucleotide messenger RNA. RefSeq names its product F-BAR domain only protein 2-like. Gene Ontology annotation, cellular component: plasma membrane; cytoplasm; clathrin-coated vesicle. The transcript has 29 exons. The coding region runs from base 152 to 3454 and encodes 1100 amino acids. Gene Ontology annotation, biological process: clathrin-dependent endocytosis; synaptic vesicle endocytosis; clathrin coat assembly. NCBI's taxonomy places the organism in Eukaryota, Metazoa, Chordata, Actinopteri, Salmoniformes, Salmonidae. The record is from RefSeq and is a predicted model, not a curated record.
UCUGAGGUGGGGAGGGAGAAGAAAGAGUGAGGGAAAAGGAGAAAAAAAGGAGAAAAAGCACACAACAGAAAAGGGGAGGACAUCGGUGCAAUUGCGUGAAUAUUGGUUGAAUUACAUUGAAGAAAAUAGUUGCAGAGAGGAAGAAACCAAGAUGAUAACGCCCUACUUCAUACAGAAUUUCUGGGGUGAAAAAAACAAUGGAUUUGAUGUUCUCUACCACAACAUGAAGCAUGGUCAAAUCUCCUCCAAGGAACUUUCAGAGUUCAUCAGAGAAAGGGCUACCAUAGAAGAGGUCUAUGCCAGGUCAAUGACCAAACUUGCUAAGUCAGCUGGCAACUUCUCUCAGCUCGGGACGUUUUCCCCGGUGUGGGAUGUGUUUAAGACGUCCACAGAGAAGCUGGCCAGCUGCCACCUGGAGCUGGUGAGGAAGCUACAGGAGCUUAUCAAAGACGUGCAGAAGUACGUGGAUGACCAGGCCAAGGCCCACAAAAAGACCAAGGAGGAGGUGGCAUCCACACUGGAAUCAGUCCAGACCAUACAGACCACCGGAGUAGCCUUACAGAAGUCCAAGGAGAAUUACAACGCCAAAACUGUGGAGCAGGAGAGACUCCGCAAGGAGGGAGCAACACAGAGAGAUGUGGACAAGGCUGGAGUGAAGGCCAAGAAAGCCACGGAAACCUACAAGGGCUUUGUGGAAAAAUAUGCCACAGCCAAGUCCGAGUUUGAACAGAAGAUGGCUGAAACUGCACAGAAGUUUCAGGACAUCGAGGAGAGCCACAUCGUCCACAUGAAGGGUAUAAUUCAGUCAUACACACAGUCUGUUGACGAGACACACGUUCAGAUCGGAGAGGUCCGUAUAGAGUUUGAGAGGAACAUGGAGAACACCUCUGUGGAGGGCUUGAUACAGAAACUGUCUGACAGUAAAGGAACGGGCAAAGAGAGACCAGGUCCUAUUGAGUUUGAAGAAUGCAACACUGCCAUCGCCACUGAAGGAGCCAAACCCAGAAAGAGGAAAACAUUUGCGAUCCGCCGGAAAGACAACAAGGACACAGACUCGACGGAGUCGACAGAAGUUGAACCUGCUAACAAUACCAAUGGAGUUCCUCCUGGAUACUAUGGCACCAUAGACUUCCAAAACGCUAAUGUCCCCACGGUUGAUGAAGAUGGCUUCUGCAUCAGACCGGAAGACCGCAACCAAAAUGAUGCCAAAGAGAACUUGUUCUAUUCGUCGAGUGACUCGGAGGACGAGGAUGAACCCAGGAAGUUCCGUGUGGAAAUCAAGCCGGUGGCGCCCAACAACAGGACGCAACAAAGCCGAGCCACCAUCGACCAACUCAAGGCCUCCAUUGGAAACAUCAGCCUAUCGCCACCAACCUCGAGUCAGAUGCGAAGGAACCAAUCCAGUGAUGAGUUGGGAAAGGCCAGGAUGUCAACAUAUUUCAAUGACAGUAGACCUGCUCUCAAUAAUGACCUUCUCUCACUGGAUCCGUUCGGCCCCGCCCCCACCCUAAGAGGCUCCUCCUCCUCAGUGUCCUCAUCAACAGACAUCGACUCUCUUUUCCUCUCCAUUCCUCUCUGUCCUCUACACAUUAACGAGUCCCCUGUGUUUCUGCCAGGGGAGGCAGAUGAGGGGGUGUUACAGCAGGAGUUCUCCUCUCCCCCACUGGCAGACGGCCUGCAGCAGGCCAAAGGAGAGGUCACCCCUCUACCUCCCACCACCACCACUACCACCACUACUACCACCACCUUCUCUCCAUGGAACUCACCAGCUGACCCCUUUGUGGCCCUGAAGCCCAUCCCAGCCCGGGCCCAGAGGACCCCCAUCACCCGGCAGGAUGAGCCCAUAGAACCAACCCCAGGCCCAGACCCAACCAGCGUGCCUCAGGGAGAGAACCAGUCUGCCUUUACCAGAUCCCAGAGCCAGUGGAUCGACGUCAACCACGACAUUGUGCCAGUCCGACGCCAGCAGAGCUGCUGUCCGGGUACAGGUCCGGUAAACCGCGUCCGGACCCAGUCUAACCCUCCUACCGGCAGGCCUCAGUCUCGCCGGUCCAUCUGUUUCUUCUCUGAUGACCCCGCUGAUCCCUAUAAUAAGAUGGCGCUGAGCAGUGGGGUUGUGGAGGUCAGCGCCUCCUCUGUCCCUGAGGUCUUUUCAGCACUGACAGUGGGGAUGGUGGCAGCAGCAGCAGUUAGCCAGGCACACAAUGUGCCUGCCCUGGCCAGACCCACUACCCCUCAAACUGGGGCCAUAGUGGCUCCUCCACGACCCUCUUCCAGACCCAAACUACCCACAGGAAAACUCACAGGAAUCAAUGAAAUUGUGCGGCCUUUCAGCCCGACCAAGACGUUGUCCAACGCCAGUCCUCCUCCGGCUGCUCCCCUGGCCCGGGCAGAGAGCUCCUCCUCCCUGUCCUCCACCGCCUCUCUCAGUGCCUCCAACACACCCACAGUGGGGCCUGAGCGUAUCUUCCGUCCCUCCCUCUCCUCUCCGGAACCAGAGUUCCUCCUUUCUCCCUGUCCUCUGUUUCUCCUCAGCCAAAAGGAUGAUGGUUUCAUCGGGAAGCUGCCCACCUUUGAGAAGUGCUGUGAAACGCCUGCAGGGACGUCUCGCGGUCCCAGCCCAGUGACCCUGGCGUCCCAGGAUGCCUUGCCCAUUGCUGUGGCCUUCACAGAGUCUGUUAAUGCCUACUUCAAAGGAGCUGAUCCCGCUAAAUGCAUAGUGAAGAUCACAGGUGACAUGACCCUGUCCUUCCCCAUGGGUAUCAUCAAGGUGUUCACCAGUAACCCCUCCCCUGCUAUGCUCACCUUCAAACUGAAGAACACCUCCAAGCUGGAGCAGAUCCUCCCCAACCAGACACUACUGUUCAGUGAUCCCUCGCAAAGUGAUGCUCAUACCAAGGACUUUUGGUUCAACAUGCAAGCUCUCACAUCGUACCUCAGGAAAGCCUCAGAGCAGAACCCUGCUGCAUCCUACUACAACGUUGACAUCCUCAAGUACCAGGUGUCCUCUAAAGGAAUCGCAUCGACCCCUCUGAACCUGGCAGUGUACUGGAAGUGUGACCCCGCCACCACUGACCUGAGGCUGGACUACCACUACAACCCAGACUCCAUGCUCUGUCCCGGCCCUCUCUCCAAUGUACAGGUCCUAGUGCAUGUAGAUGGAGGGGUCACCAACAUGCAGUCCCUGCCUCAUGCUAUCUGGAACUCAGAGCUGAACAAGUCCCUCUGGAAGCUGAACGACAUCUCUGAGAAGUCUGAUAAUGAAGGCUCGGGGUCUCUGAGGGCAAAGUUUGAGCUCUCCGACGGCCCGUCCAACCCAACCACCCUGGCUGUGCAGUUUAUGAGUGAGGGGAGCACGCUGUCUGGGGUGGACAUAGAGCUGUUGGGAACCGGGUACAGACUGUCCCUCAACAAGAAGAGGUUUGCCACAGGUCGUUACAUGGCAGACUGUUGAGUAUGCACACCGUCCUGGACCCCCAAGCACAACGACUUUAUUGAACAUGUAUUUUCAAUAUUUGAGUCCUUUUUGUCCUAUUUAUUAAAGGGGAGGUGAAGACUGGAGAGGUGCAGCAAAUACACCAGGUUUUUUUGUGACGCAUCCAAACACUUUGCAUUAUGUCCCAAUGUACCUUGUCUGUCUCAAGCAGAGAUCUCCUCAGUACAGUAAAGCAGCGCUGAGUAUUGAACACUGUUUGAAAAGAAUAAUAAUACAUGAAAUAAAAAAUUAAGUUGAGCUGUCAGGAAAUGGAAAUGUAUAGAUGUUGAGAAGUGUAAUGCUUUCUGAUCAAUUCAGACUUUUAUAAAGUCAGGACCGUAGUGUUUCGUUAUGUAACAAUGUAUGGAUUAUAUAUAAAUACAUAUUAUAUACAAAAAAAUGUAAAAAUGAAUACAAUCUGCACUAACAAUCUAAAAAUAUAUUUGUUCUCUCCUUUGUGAAUUGUGUAUGUAUUCCACUGAAGCUCUUGUAGUAACAAAGAUUCUGGGUAAAACAGUGAGAAAAGAGAAGAGGAGAGGAAAUGCAACACUAUCCUCCCUCAUCCCGCUCUCCUUCUCUUCUCAAUUGCAAGUACGAUCACCAAGUAUUUUACUUUGUGAGACUCAAGUCAUGUUUUUUUCUGAUUUACCUUUAUUUCCUGGGUUAUUUUCAUUCUGAUCAUGUGCAAUGAAGAAAUGAAGGUAUAAGCUGUAUUUUUUUUUUUUUUUUACUAAACAGAUUCUCUAAAAUGUUAUCAUGGCACAACAUUAAUCGGUUGUCCUGUCGCUUCUGACAACUGGUAAUAACACAAGGUCAGCUCUCUUUCAAAAGCAAAAAAACUAAACUUAACUGACCUCAGUGCCUCUUUCUUUCUGUGGAUAAAUUAAUUGAAAACGUAGCUAUCUUUUCUCUAAGCCCUUUUAUAUGUUCAAAAGGCACCGCUAACAAAAAGAAAAAGCACCAACCUUGUGUAAGUUGUUGUUUUAUAAUCUUGUUUUUGGAUGUUGAAGGGAAAAUGCAUCCAGUUUCUACACCAGUCGAUCCAAAAGGCAUCGGUCUUCCAGAAACUGCUGAUCCACUGGACUCAAUGUCUCACUUCUGUGUCUUUGCUAUGAUGUUGUCUUUUCUACUGGGGUAUUUUUUCUAUAUUUGAUCCGACAGUGAUCUUUGUUCCCAAACCGCCUUUGGUCUAUUUGAGAGCACUGGACAGCCUGCUAGCCGAGCAGCUUUACAAUCUAGCCAAAUCAAUUCUAGAAAUGCCUUAAGAAAAUCUACCUUGUCAUCUUUUGAUAAUGGUAAUAAGAUGCUAUCCAGUUGUGAUAGGCUACUUUUCUGUUGUGUUUGCCUGUGAGGAGAGAGACAGACAACAGUUCUUGGUGCUGACUCGAUUUCAUACAGAGUGGUUCAUUCUUGCCUAUAUACCAAUGGAGGACCAGUAUCUAGAAGGGCUACAUAUCCUAGAUGGAGAGAUGCAUACACCUUAUGUAGCAGUUCUAUCAAUAUCACUAACGUGUGUUUUUGACAACCUUUUCCAAUGCCUUCUCCCCAAAACCACAGUUUUGAUAGUAUAGAUAAUGAUCACAGUACUGUAUUUUCAUUACAAACAUUGAUAUGGGCACACCAGUAACACUGUGAUUGUGGACUGUUAGUGUUCCAUCAUGUAUGUGGCCAUCUGAACACUGUAUGCGUGUAAACCCCUGGCCCAUAUCCACAAAGUGUCUCUGAGUAAUAGUGCUGAUCUAGGAUCUGGCCAUAUAAUACUAUCAAUUAUGAACUAAAAGAUAACUGAUCCUAUAUCUGCACUCUUACACUGAGACGCUUUGUGGAUAACGGACCCUGGUAUUUGGUACAGUUGAUAAUGUUAACGUUCUCGCUGCUUCUGAAAUGGCACCCUAUGCCCUACAAUACAUAGUGCAUUACUUUUGAUCAGUAGUAGUGCACUAUGGAAUAGGAUGCCUUUUCAGAGGCACUAUUUGUAGAUAUGGUUAAUCGCAUCGCUUACUAGUAAACGUGAUCCGACCAAACCUCAAUAUAUAACUUUUCAGCACAACAAAACACCUAGUCCAUGUGGCCAGUCUUCUAGAACUAUGAGAGAACACCUAGUUCAUGUGGCCAGUCUUCUAGAACUAUGAGAGAACACCUAGACCAUGUGGCCUGUCUUCUAGAACUAUGAGAGAACACCUAGUUCAUGUGGCCAGUCUUCUAGAACUAUGAGAGAACACCUAGACCAUGUGGCCAGUCUUCUAGAACUAUGACAGAACACCUAGACCAUGUGGCCAGUCUUCUAGAACUAUGACAGAACACCUAGUUCAUCUGGCCAGUCUUCUAGAACUAUGAGAGAACACCUAGACCAUGUGGCCAGUCUUCUAGAACUAUGAGAGAACACCUAGACCAUGUGGCCAGUCUUCUAGAACUAUGAGAAAUGUGAUUAUUGUUUAACAAUGUUGAUCGAGAUGUAUUUGUGAAGUCAAUGUCUAAAAUAGGAUUUGUUUUGUAUACAGUACAAUAAGUCAGAAUGAUGUUUUGUAAGGCAUGGAUUAAUCAUCACGGUUUGAAUUAUUGGCCUGUGUUUUUAAGGAUGAUAUUUGUUGAAGAUACAGUUUAAGACUCCACCUUCAGUAGAAUUGUAGAGGCAAAUACUAACUUUAUUUGAAUGAGGGGUAAAAUUAUACACAAUUAAUAUUUUACAGAACACUUUAUAUGGCCCAACCAAAUAAUGUGUGACUAUCCGAAUGGAGUUGGAGUUUACUAAACUGAAGCGUUAUCAUGGAAACCCAACGUAGCAUGUAAGGAACGUUUAAAGAGGGGAACAGCGUAUCAAAAUCAGAUAUUUUUUUAUGAAGUUCUCCUCAAAAUAUCAACAGCGCCGGCUAUUCUCGAUCCACCCGCUGAGAAACCCCCACACAGAAACUGAAUAUAUAUGCAAAGUAUAUUUAGCGAGCUGGUUCUUGCUGUCUCUACAUAGCAUCCAGUGAUUUUUUUUCUUUUCUUGGAGCUUGUUUAUAUGUUUAUGUCAAAAGGAGAGUUUAGUUUAAUUUCUUAUAAAAUGUCAAUUUUUACAAAUAUCUCAGCCACUUUUUUUUCCUGUUCACUUUAUGAUCGAUCUCAAUGUGCCUUUAUUAAAUGUAUAAUAUAUGAUUAUAUACCUAUAUAUAAAAAUGACUACUUUAAAAUUG